Linum tenue is the source of this 2319-nucleotide messenger RNA. Lineage: Eukaryota; Viridiplantae; Streptophyta; Magnoliopsida; Malpighiales; Linaceae. The record is from the annotation of a GenBank genome assembly.
CCGGGUGGGUGCCGGGGGAGGUGGGGAACUGUUGGCAAUUGGGAACUUUUUUUUUUUUUGGUUGCUUUGCCCUAAUCGCCUGGGAGCGAAACCUGCGUCGCUUAUCGUGAAGUAGAGGAUAGAAGGGAAAGUGACGAUACCAUCACCACCACCACCAUCAUCAUAUCAUAUGCCCUUUCCUGAUAAAAUCCAUAUGUAUCAUCACCAUCACCAGCCAUGCCGCCUCCGCCCUCCAUCUUCUUCUUCUCCCGCUUGAUCGCUCCCUACGCCGGCACUCCGACUCGGAUCCCCAACCGGUCGACUCGCUCCUUCUAGGUGUUUCCGGAAAACUCUUCCCCCCGCUCUCUCCACCCCCGCCCCAGCGGUUUGACUCAGGUUUAAAAGAAGUAAAGAUGGACCCGAUGGAUAUUGUUGGUAAAUCGAAGGAAGACGCUUCUCUUCCUAAAGGUAGAAUCUCUGGUUUGCAAGGGAUCGUCGCUUUUCUUUUAUGGAUCAAUUAUGUACGGCUUCAGCUGUUGUUUGAGUUUCCAUGUGGUGUGUUGUUGAAUGUUUCGAUUUGACAUGCUCGUUGGAGGAAAUAUUUGAUGGAUGAUACAAUCAAUGGGAUCUUUGUGUUAUCGGUUCCUUGGCUAGAAGAAACAUAGGAGCCAACCCCUGAAGAUAUUGGAGCUGGGCUGGGAACUAUUAAGGGAAUGGUUGAAAGAUCUUCCGAUGAAUAACUUACUUGGGUACCUAACCUUAUGGUAGGUCCUUUGACUGUAACUGUAAGAGUAAUCGUUUCGCAAGGUUAUGAGGAGACUAGGCUUAUUGGUCAUGGUCUUUUGUGUGCUCUGGAUAGGCAAAUUAUGCCUUGACAUGAGUUGCAUCGAUAUUGUCAAACCCCUCUGUCGCAGGGGAGAGGCGAAUAGGUAGUAUGGUUUGGUCGUGUCAGCUGUGUAUGAAACUCUUAGCCCUCCCUUUCAAUUGUUCAAUGGUAUCUUGCCCUCUUACUUAGUCAUGGGGUGAUGUCACAUUGUCACUGUAAGUUAAGUAUGGUCUUGAUGUCUGAGAAUUUGUAAUGGGAUUUCUUGAUCACCUGGAGCUUCAUUUCGUGCCUUGAUUACUCUUUAUCAGGACUAAUGUUGCCGUUGUAUGAUAUAACGCAUUAAGCUGUUAAUCCCUUAAUGGUUUUCUUUGUCUAUGAUUUCUAUGCUUUUGCAUCAUCUAAAAUGCUUGUCGGUGCUGAUUCUAGUUGUGCGUGUUGGAUUAACAUGUCUGAUCUUCUACUGACACAGAUUGUGUGUUCUUUGUUCGCAGCAACUAUGACCAAAAUUAUUAAAGAGAUGUUGCCACCAGACGUUCGUGUAGCACGGGAUGCUCAAGAUCUUCUGAUUGAAUGUUGUGUAGAGUUCAUUAAUCUUAUAUCCUCAGAGUCUAAUGAAGUAUGUAGCAGAGAAGAUAAGCGAACCAUUGCACCUGAACAUGUUCUCAAGGCUCUGGAGGUUCCUACCUUAUUCAACUUUUAGUACAUCGAGGAGGUUUAUGCUGCUUAUGAGCAACACAAGCUUGAAACAAUGGACACUUUGAAAGGUGGUGGCGGGAAGUGGAAUGGAACAGAGAUGACGGAGGAAGAAGCAGCAGCAGAGCAACAGAGAAUGUUUGCAGAGGCAAGAGCGAGAAUGAAUGGCGGUGGGGUUGCUGCCCCGAAGCAACAACCGGAGGACGAUAGAAGUUUAGAGAGCUAAUUUGUAGUAGUGGUACUUCAGCCUUUUUCAUUAUCUUUUCUUGUACUUGAAAAGAUUGGGUUUGGGAUAGCAACAUAGGCAGUCAGGCAGGCAUCUCUCACAGAAAUCUUCUACCGUGCGCUCCUUCUAGUAGUGGUUUUAUUUUUUUCACUCAUGAUUAUUAAUAUAUAUAGUAGGUUUGUACAAAGAAUGCAGUUGGCAAGUGCAGUUUAGUACCGCUGUGGAUAUGCGCUUGGAUAUGUGUACUUUAGCCCCCUUUGGAUCUUCACCGUGAUGUACAACUCAGGAAAAUGUAAUUACUUCCAAGUAUGUCCUCCAGACACCCUUCUUCUUUCCUUGCGUGUUACCUUGUGUUGUAAAAGCUCAAUGAUUGUGUAGACCAAGGAUUUUGAAACUAGAAAAGGAGGUUAUAUUAGAAAAGCCAGUGGUAGAGUAUUUUGUACUAAAGUGGUGGUUUAAUUGUAGUUCAACCAUUUUAAAGAGCAAAAAAAGUCAUUGUUUUGGGUUUAGUGUUCGGAUCGAUCGAUUGCUAUGGUAGUGUUUCUUAAACAGUGGUUAGACGCAAUGUUUGGUUUUAGAUGUGGUCAUUGCUGCG